AUGACCCAAGGGCAGGGGGCAGUUUUUCUUGUGCCGCCAGCGAGGAACAUAAACAAGGGAAUGAAAGGAAGAUUUAAGAAGAGUUAUCGAGAAGAUAGACCAGAGCGAGUUCGAAGGGUUCGAGUACGUGAACCCUCUGCUGAUGUCCCUGGAAGACUGUGUGUGACCAGGGUACGACUGGGGAUACUGCCCCAUCAGGUGAGCCCCAUCCCAAACUCAGUCCAUCAGUCCACCACUUCAUCAGUCUCACUACAGUUCAGUCCAGUUCAUCCUAAGUUCAGUCCGAUACUUCACUCAUUCUUCAGACAAAGCAUUGAAGCUACUUUGAUAACAUUAUCUUUGGAAUAUUCUCUCGAUAGCGGUAUCGUUAUAAAUGGAUACUUCUCUUUGUUGUUUUUUACCGAGAGCCAAGACACGAGGGCUAGGGAGCGCGGAAGAUGA
This is a messenger RNA of Nezara viridula (southern green stink bug), 441 nucleotides long. The record is from the annotation of a GenBank genome assembly. NCBI's taxonomy places the organism in Eukaryota, Metazoa, Arthropoda, Insecta, Hemiptera, Pentatomidae.